Molecule: messenger RNA, 1844 nt
Organism: Setaria italica (foxtail millet)
Lineage: Eukaryota; Viridiplantae; Streptophyta; Magnoliopsida; Poales; Poaceae
Product: lipid phosphate phosphatase 2
Exons: 8
Coding region: 545-1465 (306 amino acids)
Biological process (GO): phospholipid metabolic process
Molecular function (GO): phosphatidate phosphatase activity
Source: RefSeq, a predicted model, not a curated record
CGCAGUUUCUUUCCCCCCUUCUUCUGAGAGUUAUUAUGUGAAGACAUCGUUCUCGGCAAUUCCGGCCUUUGAGACAUGUUAUUGGCUCCCUGCUGUGCUUUCUUGGACCCUCGUCGCGAGUUCUUGGGUACUCCAGUUUAGGGGACAUGGCUCGUUUCAGAUUAUUAGAGGGAUUUGGUUGUUUCUUUGACGGAGAGCUCAGCUUUUUAUUGCUAUGUUAGCAAAUUACUACUGGAAAUAAGUUCCUGAUCUUUUGCUGAUAUUCUUUUUCUAGUGGAUGUCGAUGCACUUUCCAAGUGGAUGGCGUGGGCCCUUCAGCUCUAUAUAUUUUCUAGUUUUGUCAUGGUGUGAAAUAAAUAAUACAGGCACGCUUAGAUAAUUCGAGCCAAUUGUAUCUAGUUUGACUUUGAUGUCACCAGUCCCAUUCCUAGGUUGGAUAGUAAUUGUUCCAAAAGAACAUGAGUAUUGGGCAAAUACUAUAAGCCGAAGCCAAUAAUUUUUUGAGGGAGCCCUUCCCCCCACCAAAGGGAAAUUUGAGGACACAAUGGCAGACCAGUUAGGGUGUACUAUGAGAUCCCAUGGAAUGAUACUGGCAAGAUUGCACAUGUAUGACUGGAUAAUACUUCUGCUCCUUGCUGUCAUAGACGGACUGUUGAAUAUAAUUGAACCUUUUCACCGUUUUGUUGGGAAAGACAUGAUGACUGACUUGAGAUAUCCUUUGAAGGGCAAUACAGUGCCCUUUUGGGCUGUUCCAAUAUUUGGAAUUAUACUACCUUGGGCCAUAUUUUUUGGAAUUUACUUCAAAAAGAAGAAUUUUUAUGAUUUGCACCAUGGCAUACUGGGGAUUCUAUACUCGGUGCUUAUAACUGCAGUGAUUACUGAUGCAAUUAAGGAUGGUGUUGGCCGCCCACGUCCAGAUUUUUUCUGGCGCUGUUUUCCUGAUGGAAACGAUGUUUAUGAUAACAUUACUACUGGUGUUAUAUGCCAUGGAGAGAAGAGUGUAAUCAAGGAAGGUCACAAAAGCUUCCCAAGUGGACACAGUUCAUGGUCUUUUGCUGGCCUUGGCUUCCUUGCAUGGUACCUAGCUGGGAAAAUCACUGCUUUUGAUCGCAAAGGACAUGUUGCAAAGCUAUGCAUAGUGUUUCUGCCUCUUCUUACUGCUUCACUUGUGGCUGUUUCUCGAGUGGAUGACUACUGGCAUCACUGGCAAGAUGUUUUUGCUGGCGCUAUUAUAGGCCUUACAGUUGCUUCGUUUUGUUAUCUGCAAUUUUUCCCAUAUCCUUUUGAUGCUGAUGCUUUCUGGCCUCAUGCAUACAUGGUGCAGCUAGCUGAAGAACGCAACAGCAGAAAUGCAAACUCCUACAGUGCGAGACCAACCGAGAUCGAAACAGUCAAUAUUCCUGGCCAGGGCGGAAUCACCCUAAGAGACACUCUCAACGACGUGGAGUCUGGAAGGAGUUCGUGAGAUCCCAGUUCUGGAGUGGAGCUGUCUUGAAUACCCUGACUUCCGACUGAGAUUUGUCUGCAUGAGAAGCUCUGUGGGAGCUGCUUCCAUAUACACAGGUAGAUCUAUUGUAGAGCUGUAGACUGCUUCCUUCGUAUCAAUCUUCUCGUUCUGUGGUCUGUUUUUUGUUAACUGGAUAGCUAGUUUCUUAAGGCCUGGCUGUAAAAAUCACUUGGUAGGGGGUGUUCUUACUUUCUGACGGGCUUUUGCUUUUGUUUAUACUCAUGGUGUUGUGGUUAAAGCUUGUUGGUGUACACUCUUUGUACUGAUGCUUUAUCGCCGUGUUAAGCGUAUGCGAUCAAACGUGCAGGAAAAAUGCAGUUUCACAUUUAAAUUAUUA